AUGCUAUCGCCUCGCGAAGCUGGAAAUGUCAUCGAUGGGCUCUGCACCUUUGCACUGCAAGAUGGUGACGUUUACUCCGACCAGCUGAUAGAUCCAGCGAAGAAAUGGCAGUGGGUGUUCAGCCGUCUGAGUCUGGAGGACCCAUGGAACAAAGACGACGUAACUCGGCGUCUGAUGGCUAGGGGGCUGUUUGAACAGAACCAAACUCGUGCUCUCAACUCCGUCCGUGUUCUACUAUGUAUGGACAGAACUUCAUCACCGACUCGUAUGUUUCAAGUCAUCAAACAGAUCCCGACAAUCAUUGACUUGCUUCUGGAUUGCAUGACUAUCGAGUUCCCUCGUGUCUUUCCAAAAAGCACACCAAGCUCACUAGCAUCCGAGGCUUUAUGCGCUUUGUUUGCGUGGUCACCGGACGCCGUCCCUGGAGUAUCACCAUCGACGGAGAAAGUCCUUGCUGCGGGUGACAUAAAAGCAUUGAACCAGUCAAUGCAGUUUCUCACUUCGCAGGACAAGUGGGUAGAUAGGCUUGUACAGGCGUGGACGGACUCCGAAGAAUGGAGUGAGGACUCUGGAAACGUCAGACGUAGCCUCGCUACUACGAAAUCCCUCUACGGCUCUAGCGAGCCACCGACAAAGGAGGAGGCAGUUGCGAACAUCCGCGACGGGCUCGGCCGUUCUCGCAUAUCAAUCCUUCGCCUCAUUACCACGCUGACGCAUUGCGCUGACGCUGCUGGUGUCAAAAACGUCGAUAUCUAUCCCUUACUUGCCGUGUCAUACCGGGCUAGCUUCAAGAUUGGCGCAAAAGAGCAUCAUCGUACGCAAGAUCUUUGA
This is a messenger RNA of Coniophora puteana RWD-64-598 SS2, 831 nucleotides long. RefSeq lists its product as uncharacterized. The transcript has 3 exons. The record is from RefSeq and is a predicted model, not a curated record. NCBI's taxonomy places the organism in Eukaryota, Fungi, Basidiomycota, Agaricomycetes, Boletales, Coniophoraceae. The coding region runs from base 1 to 831 and encodes 276 amino acids.